Messenger RNA from Sardina pilchardus (European sardine), 2576 nucleotides. RefSeq names its product B-cell receptor CD22-like. NCBI's taxonomy places the organism in Eukaryota, Metazoa, Chordata, Actinopteri, Clupeiformes, Clupeidae. The transcript has 10 exons. The record is from RefSeq and is a predicted model, not a curated record. Bases 815 to 1897 code for a protein of 360 amino acids.
UACUGCUUACUACCUCUGGUACAAGAAUGGAAAAUAUCUAAAGUACACCGAGGAGUCUUCCACUUACAUAGACUCAGCCAGUGACUCUGGGAGUAAGGGUAGUUACCGGUGUGUGGUCCAAGCUGGUGGCUAUAGCCUGACAUCUUCUGAUGUGUGUGUUUCUGGCCCGGACUGCUGGGGUGUGACCUACCAGAGCGGGAUAGUCUGUGGCUUAAAGGGCUCAUCAGUGGUCCUGUCCUGCUCUUACAAAUAUCCCGGAGGCCAUCGGUUCGAGCGAGGACACUGGUACCUAAAAGUCAGCGGUUCGAGCGGAGAGUUAGACGACCUGAGCCUGAACCCCCUCUUCAGAGGUCGAGUCGAGAUCGGUGCAGAUCGAGAUAACUGCAGCCUGGCGAUACAGGAUCUGAAAAACCUGCAGGUGGCUGUUGAUCCAGAUACAGUAAGAGCACAUUGGAUAAAAGCAACAUGUGGUACCUCAUGCAGAUGGAGCUCUUACUUAUGGUACAGAAAUGGCCAACUUUUACAGAAUGAACAUAGACAGGACAAAUAUCUUAACCGAUAUGCUAAACAUCAGGAGGGACAUUACUCUUGUUCAAUACAAGGCCAUGAAAAUCAUCGUUCCCCAGAAGUGUGUAUCCUUGGUAAGGCGUGCUGGAAUGUGACGUAUGCCACUGAGGCCAUCUGUGCCUUGAAGGGGUCCACAGUGGACAUCACCUGCCAUUACAAACACCCGGCUGGCCACAUCCCCACAAGUUCAUUUUGGUUUUAUGAUCAAGAGCCGAACUCCGAGCCUGAGGACCUGAGCCUGGCCCACAUGUAUGAGGGCCGUGUGGGGUACUGGGGUAAUAACAGCGUCCACACGCUGAGACUGGCCAAUCUGACCCAGGCAGACGCUAGAGAAUACUUCUUCAGAUUUGGGACGGAUAAAGGAGAGGCGUUCAGUGGAAGACCCGGUGUCAUGCUUUCAGUCACAAGCCUGCGAGUCAGUAUGACCCCAGCUCUGGUGACCGAGGGCGACGGGGUGACACUGACCUGCAGCACCACCUGCACUCUGAGCAAUAGCUCCACCUUCACCUGGUUCAAGAACUCACGACCGGUGCCUACCGAAUACCACACCGACAACAAUCACAUGUACCUGAGUCCAGCGAGCAGUAGUGACUCCGGCAUCUACACCUGUGCUGUCAGAGGGCUAGAGGGUUCUCUGUCCACAGCUGAGACUCUCAAUGUCAGAUACCCUCCAAGGCAAACCUCUGUGUCCGUGAGUCACUCUGGUGAGAUAGAAGAGGGCCAUACGGUGGUUUUGUCCUGCAGCUGCCAAGCCAACCCACCACCACACACCUACACCUGGUACAGGAGAAGAGGACCUGAGACUGCUCUACAAAAGGUGACUGAGGAAGUGAGCGUGAACUUCACCUCAAGAGACGAGGGGUUGUACCACUGUGAGGCACACAAUGAAAUCGGCUCUCAGAACUCAUCUGUCACCGAGGUUCAUUUUACAGGAAGUCUGCUGGGGAAGACACUUAUAGGUAUCGGAGCUAUCAUCCUUGCUGUCAUCUUGGUUUUUGGCAUUUCCCUCAGAGUGUUCUGGAAGAGAAAUGGUAGACCCUCUGAAGACGACAAGAGCACCGAAAAUAAAUCACAUGUGGACGCAGCUCCUGUUUAUGCCAACAUCGGUGCCAGGGGUAAUAUGACUGCUGGCCAUACCAACAACACAAAUGACAGAGAGGACCAUGGUAGGGAUGUUGAGUAUGCCAGCCUUCAGUUCAGUGCCUCUGAAGAACAGGAAGAAGAUGGUCACACAGUCCACAUCAAAAGUGCGAGUCUGAGCACUACCAGACGAGCUGAAGACUCCUAUGUGGUCUACAGUGUUGUCAGUAAACACGGACAGUCACAAUAAAAGAUGAAUGGACAGUCGACUAAAGACCACAGAGAAUGGGGGGAAUAGCUUUCGUCCUCAUUCUUGUUUCAUUGACUCUUCACUUAAUGUCUAUGCAUCAGCGGAUUUUGAGCCAUUGGGCCUCUGGGAACAGAGACAAUUUUUUUUUAUACAUAUAUAAUUUUGUCAUGUUUAGCCAAAAUUAAACUAGGCCAUCAUGAUUAGCUGGCCCUCGUCACGCGACUAUGUUGAAUGACAGUAGAGCUAGCAUUAUAGCUAACACUGCAGUCAAUCUUGAUCUUACCAUGAAGCUACAGACUUACUGUAGCAUGCAGCUACAGACCAUGUUUGAAAUUUGUGAAAAAAGUUACUAUGUUUAAACCAGAAGAGGCAGAUGAAUGUAAACAUUAAAAUGACUUAAGACUUUUGAAGUAGGCUAAAGUCUCACUGAUCUUGAAUUAUAAGCCUAUUCGUUCACACAAACUUAGCCUACAUCACAGACCAGUUGGAGGUGCAAAUAAUAUUAUUAUAAUAAGAUAGUAAUAACAAUAUAAUUUUUGGUUGACUUGACCAUCUGUCUGAGUCAACAUUUGACACCUGCGAUAUGUUUAGUGUUCUAACUAUGUCAAAUAGCUCGUUAUUGUUACCAAAAUGAUGCAAGGUGUGUACUGAAGAUUAUUGACGCCACAGAGAAACCACU